AUCCCAGCUGUACCUUUGGGGAUUACAUGCCUCUGUUUUUGGAUUCUACUCCUCUAAAUCAGGAAAGAAAAACUGCAUUUGUUGGUAGUCAAUUUGAGUUCAACAUCACUGCAUAUGCAUCAAAGUUUUUGGUUUCUGAAAUAGUGGUUACUGGCCCACUGAAUCUGAACAAAUCAUUCCAGUUUGAUACCAUGACAGAAAUUGGUACUGCAACUGUAAUGUGGACUCCAUCUGAAAAUGACGUGGGCAACUAUAUACCAUUUUGUUUUACGGCUUGGACUAUGGAACAGUAACAGUCUGAGAUGAGAUGCAUAUUUGUAAAUGUAGUGCCUAAGACGCCCGAUGUGAGUAACAUGACGACUAUGACACCCAGCAACAUCGAAGCUAACAUUGAGUGCACUGAGACGACGAUGAGCCUGUUUGUGCUGAAGUCUUCGGUCCCGGGCCUUAAUGAACAUAACUCGCGCCUUAAUGAUCCCACGUGCACCGUGACAUCUAAUUCAAGCCAUCUGAUUGCCAGCUUGUCUUUGAACUCCUGUGGCACACAAAUUCAGGAUAAUGGCACUGCCAUAAUUUUCCAAAAUGAAAUUUCAACUUUUGAUUAUCCUAAUCAAAUUAUAAGCAGAGCAAACCAGGUGGAGAUUCCCUUCAGUUGUGCUUAUCCAAAUACGGGUCAAGCGUCUGCUUCAUUUAGCCCUCACAAGUCCAACUACAAAUUCUAUGAAGCCGGCUUUGGGACCUUCACCUUUUUGUUUGAGUUUUAUGACAGCAGCGACUUCACAAGCAUCAUCGACCCCAGCGAGUACCCACUUAAGGUGGAACUCAGGCAGAUGUUGUACAUGGGCAUCAGUGUGAAGUCAUCGCUGGAGAACAUCAAGCUGUUUGUCGACACAUGCCGGAGUACGCCUCAUGAUGACCCCAAUGACUCCAUCUAUUAUGACAUCAUUUCAAAUGGGUAAAUCACAUUUACAUGUUUAAAA
This is a messenger RNA of Erpetoichthys calabaricus (reedfish), 980 nucleotides long. RefSeq names its product ZP domain-containing protein-like. The transcript has 5 exons. The record is from RefSeq and is a predicted model, not a curated record. Lineage: Eukaryota; Metazoa; Chordata; Cladistia; Polypteriformes; Polypteridae. The coding region runs from base 303 to 959 and encodes 218 amino acids.